Molecule: messenger RNA, 981 nt
Organism: Danaus chrysippus (African queen)
Lineage: Eukaryota; Metazoa; Arthropoda; Insecta; Lepidoptera; Nymphalidae
Source: the annotation of a GenBank genome assembly
AUGACGUUCUCUGGGAACAUGAAAGAAAGCAAACCUCGAACCGACACAUGGGAGACGGAGCUGGGAUACGGUUGGUCUCGUAAGGAGCAGCGUCGUUGUAGAGCCCACAGGCCGCCGGAGUCCACGAUGUCUGUAAGCAGUGACAUCAGGUUCACACGACGCAAAUUAAGCAGACCUUGUCGAGGAUGCUGUGCUGCUCUUGCAGCUCUCCUCGUCCUUUUGCUGCUCGGUGCUGUUGCUGUCUACCUCGGCCAUAUGUAUCUAUUUGGAGAUCCAUUGAACCGACAAACGUUCAGAGGAUCUUUUGUAGUAUCCACAUGGGAUUCGAGUGACGAAAUGCUAUCAGACUCGAAAAAUGGUACCCCUGAAAUCCUAGCUUUAGACAGCGUGUCAGAAGGGACUCGGGUUCACUUCGAAGUUUCCUUCGAGCCUAUCUUCACAGCAGUCAGCACGCCAGAAGUAGCCGCCGUCAUAGAACGGGAGCUUGAAACGCCUUUCUUUCAAAAUAUAGGAGUUUUAGCUGAAACUUUACAUAUUGAGGAAAGCUCGAUUAUAUCUUCUCAAGCAUUAAAAGAGGGUGAUAUAACAAGUACAGAGGCACCUACCACAGAGGAAAUAACAUUAGAAAUAGAAGAAGAGUUCCGGGAAUGCAGUCCACUAAGCCUGCCUCUGUGUUCUCACCUACCCUAUAACACGACUUCAUAUCCAAACCUAGUUGGACACACGUCUAAGGAAGUUCUACUUAGAGAUCUUGUCGCAUUCAGAGAACUCCUAGAUGCGGAAUGUUCCAAUCUAGCGCAAGAUUUCGUAUGUCAAAUGUUACAACCGCGAUGCGAGGACGAUCACGUGAUCCGUCCUUGUCGGGCGUAUUGUCGCGCCUUCCACGCAGGUUGCGGGUCACGGCUGCCCGACCGACUAAGGCCACACUUCGACUGUUCGAGAUUUCCCGGACUACUUCGGACCAGGAUCAUGCCUUCCUGA